Eublepharis macularius is the source of this 1635-nucleotide messenger RNA. RefSeq names its product TGFB induced factor homeobox 1 (gene TGIF1). NCBI's taxonomy places the organism in Eukaryota, Metazoa, Chordata, Lepidosauria, Squamata, Eublepharidae. Gene Ontology annotation, molecular function: RNA polymerase II cis-regulatory region sequence-specific DNA binding; DNA-binding transcription factor activity, RNA polymerase II-specific. The coding region runs from base 368 to 1168 and encodes 266 amino acids. Gene Ontology annotation, biological process: regulation of transcription by RNA polymerase II. The transcript has 3 exons. The record is from RefSeq and is a predicted model, not a curated record.
CGCAGGGGAGGGGAGGCGGCCCGGGCGGCCCUGGUUCCUGGUUUCUCUGGCUUACUCAUUGCUGGGAGGUGGGGGAGGGCGCACCUCGUGGCGGAGGAGGCUGCAGCGCCUGCCCGCCUCACUUCGCCGAGCACCAGUUAAGGAACAAAGGGAGAAGAGCUGCGGAGUGGGCGCCCCGCUCAAGUUACUUCUGCUCCGCCAGAGACCGAGGAAAGUGUCGGUUCCACGCCCGGGACGCUGCUUCAAGAACAACUGCGGAGCGGUGCUUUUUCCUCCCUCUCCCUCCCCGAGCGUCCUCCUUCCUGAGUCCCAAAUAAAAAAGCGAGGAACCUCCGAGUGCUGACAGAAGGCGCUUUCAGGGGCCAAGAUGAAAACGAAAAAAGGUGCUCUUGUUGCAGUCUCAGGCAGUGAAACAGACGAUGACGACAACAUGGAUAUCCCCCUGGAUCUUUCUUCUUCUGCCAGCUCUGUUAAGAGGAGGAGAAGGGGUAAUCUUCCCAAGGAAUCAGUUCAGAUUCUGCGGGACUGGCUUUAUGAGCACCGCUACAAUGCCUAUCCUUCAGAACAAGAAAAAGCACUACUGUCUCGACAGACACACCUUUCUACACUACAGGUCUGCAACUGGUUUAUCAAUGCACGGCGCAGACUUUUACCCGACAUGCUGAGGAAAGAUGGGAAGGACCCAAAUCAAUUCACAAUCUCAAGAAGAGGGACCAAGAUGACUGAUGGCAGCCCCGUGGAAUUCUCCAUUGGCACAAAAAACUGCAUUCCACUGAUUGAGAGCUCCUAUCUCUCCGGUAGCCCAGAACUAAACAAGACUUGUAAAUCAUCUGCAGCAUCUGUUUUAGCUCGACCAUCAGUAAUAUGCCACACCACAGUAACUGCACUGAAGGAUACUCCUUUCCGUUUUGGUCAGCCAGCUGGUACAGGUCAGACCCCAGAUGACCUUCAACGGGCCUUACCUCCCAACUUCACAGACAACUCUCUUAUAUACCACGAGGAUGUGUCUAAACUGGAAACUAAUACAAAUGCCCAGAGUGGGCUUUUCAACACUCCCCCUCCUACUCCUCCAGACCUCAAUCAGGAUUUUAGUGGAUUUCAGCUUCUUGUGGAUGUUGCUCUAAAACAGGCUGCAGAGAUGGAAUUGCAGGCAAAACUUAUGGCAUAAAUCCGCCCCUACUUUUAUUUUUCUUCUCCCCUGGCAGGGAUGUAAUAGAAAUAUGUGGCAAUUGUCUACAUGAUAUCAAAGACUAACUGCAUUUUUUAAAAAUAAUCUUAUUUGCACAAGGGAUUGCUGAGAUGAAGCUUCCUGAAAUGGUCUUCAGUGGAAUACGGUCAUUCCUAGAAUUAUAAACGUAAAGCUACUGUAGAAACAAAGGGUUUUCUUUUUCUUUUUUAUAAUGUUUCUUAGUAGGUUUUUCAUAAUGUGAGAUGGUUCCCAAGAUCAUGUGAUUUUUUUUGUUUGUUUCUUUCAGACUGUGCAAUAUUUAGUAACAAUAUUAGUCUUCAUAUCAUUCCCAUGUGGAACAAAAUAAACCAACAGGCUGUCUUAAAACAAAUUUCAGAUUUAAAAAAUACAAGUUUGAAUUUGAAUGAUUAUACUUUUUUCAUGAUGUAAUAAAAUAUUUUCCUUAA